GGUGCUCGCGAGCAAGAGACGUGUCCGGAUUCCCGACUCGGGCAGACGAACGUUUUCAAAAUGGCUGUGCCUUCUGGAAAUCUCGCUGCCCGCUGCUAAAUAUUCGUGAAAAAUAAAAUCAAGCGCAAGUUGUUAGGAUGGCAGUUCGACGAGUCUUCGUCUUCGCGGCGAUUUGCGUUCUUACCGAGCUGACGCCUGGAAGCCAAGGCACCCAACGAUGUGUCAAGUGCAGGUCAAGAGGUGAGCUGGGUUCGUGCAAAGACCCUUUUACCAUGAACGUCACGCAGAUCGAGAGCGAACACGGAGUUGAGGUGCAACCUUGUGUGUCUCACUGGUGCGCCAAAAGUACGGAGGCUCGAAGUAUCAAUAAUGAAUACGGCACUGCGACAGAGCGCUGGUGCCUGCAACGUGGACCCGAAGACGGCGAGGAACGCUGCGCCUACACCAAGUGGAAUGGCAAGAAGAUCUUCAUGUGCAUGUGCCAAGGCGACUUGUGCAAUACCACGAGCAGCUUGGCGAUCGUUUCGGCUCUCCUCGUGAUUAGCCCUGCGUACGCGCUGCGCUGGCUGUAACUUGUACGUAUAGUAAUCGAUCGACCUGUCGCGAGGUCAAUUUUAACUGACUUUAAAUUCAGCGCGAAAGCUUCGCACGGCUGACUCGUGUAAGCAGCAGUCCAAUUUCAGCUUAUCAAAGGCUUUCGAUUUUUAUGUAUUUUUGAGUAACAAGUUUCAUUACUCGUUACUUCUUAGUAAGCACUGGAUAUUGUACGCUAAUAGACAGUUAAUCCUAGGAAAGUUUUGAAUCGUGCGUGACAAGCGCAUUAUAAGCUCAAGGUGUUCCAAGUUUCUCGAUUUGGCCGUGCUUGGCUAUCACAGUCCAUGUUCUUUAUUUAUAAAAUUCAGGAAUACCAUUUGAAAAUAUAAUGAACGGCUCUCAAAAUAAUAUAGUUAAAUUCAUUUUCACUGAGAAAUACGUAGAAAUCAACUCAUUUUAACAAUUGUCAGUGCGUUCAAUCCAACUAAUUUUUUUUUUGGAACAUGUCUAUUUGUAAUUUUAUAAUUCGUGUACAUAUCGCCUAUACAUUUUGUAAUAUACAUUGUAAUAAAAAUG
Molecule: messenger RNA, 1110 nt
Organism: Phymastichus coffea
Lineage: Eukaryota; Metazoa; Arthropoda; Insecta; Hymenoptera; Eulophidae
Gene: rtv
Exons: 3
Coding region: 138-572 (144 amino acids)
Biological process (GO): sleep; regulation of synaptic transmission, cholinergic; positive regulation of voltage-gated potassium channel activity
Source: RefSeq, a predicted model, not a curated record